Molecule: messenger RNA, 3448 nt
Organism: Mya arenaria
Lineage: Eukaryota; Metazoa; Mollusca; Bivalvia; Myida; Myidae
Product: toll-like receptor 4
Exons: 1
Coding region: 514-2838 (774 amino acids)
Biological process (GO): immune response; toll-like receptor signaling pathway
Cellular component (GO): membrane
Molecular function (GO): protein binding; transmembrane signaling receptor activity
Source: RefSeq, a predicted model, not a curated record
AAAAGAUCAUUAACCAAGACGGAUUGAGAACAUAUAUAUAUAAACAAAAUUGGAGUGUAAACAAGACGGCAAUAUAUUUUGAUUUUAUGUGCUAAAUUUAAUUUAAACUGAUUUAAGUACAGGUAAAUGUGGAGUUUAAAAUCUAUGAAAGAGUGUAUUUUUUUUCGGAUACAAACGUCGUUCAAAUUUCAUCAAAACUUCCGCGUUGCCAAAUUAAGUUUUGAAAGAGGAAUGCAAAUACUUGCCGGUCCGUUGCAAAAGCACAAAACACACAAAAAACAGUUACGCGCGUUUCAAGCAAUUUGAUAUCUUAAGGCAUUCAAUGUUCUUUUAUAAAGUUGGAUAUUACAGUGUUCUCAUUGACAUAAUUUUCUAUAGCCUAUUUAGCGUCAAAUUGAAGAAUACAAAGGAAUCAAACUUUGAGGUUCUUUUUCUGUUUGGGACAAACAGUUCUCAUGCACUAAACCAGACUGACACAAUUAAAGGAUCAUUCAUUUCACUUCCUAGUUCCUGAUGGCCAAACAACAGGCACGUACUUUAAACGCUGUAAACUUGGGAGCAGAUUAUAAGCAUAACAAGAGGAGUUUCGUUUCCCAAAAAAUAUUUUAUUCACGGAUUAUUGUAACAUAUUUUGUGUUAAGUACUGGAAUCCAUUCCGCAGACUUGUUGCCUAAACAGCACUGUAUGGACAUUGGGUUAGUUACACUGAAAUGCAAUUAUAUACCACUGGAAAUAAAUUCAACAGUGAAGACCUUUAUAUUAGAAGACGCUGAUGGUGUGAAUUUACAAUUUGUUGGUAACACUUGGCGAGAACUUCAGAAUCUGAGAAUGGAGUUACAAAAAGAAACAACAAAUCUUGCUAAUCCAUUCAUGGAUAUCAAGCAUAACACUUUUAUCAACCUGACUCAAUUAACUGAGCUCGGUAUUCAUUCUCGCAAUGCUACUUUCUCUAAAGGUGCGUUUAAUGGUCUAGCGCAUUUAAAAGUUCUUGAUUUAGACAAUUGUCCGCGGUUGUCAAUUGAAACUUUAGUCUCUGCAUUUAAAAGUAGCGACGUCAUGCAUCAGUUGGAAAAACUAUCUCUGGACUGGAUGUUUUCGUGGGAAUCGCCACCAUAUAUGAGAUGGACCGAAGACGUGUUUUUGACAUUAUCUCGAAUGCCUUUGAAAGCAAUCAUAGUGACUAACACCUGGAUAAAUUUUAAUUUUCCACAUUUCGAAUAUUUAGCAAAAUAUUUGGAAAUUGUAAACCUGCAAUACUCCACACUUAGCUACCAGAAGCCGGAUUUGCCUGGAGAUUUUCUUCGCAUGGAGAAUUUAAAAGUUUUGAAUGCAAGCUUCACGAAAUUUGAUGGUCAAAGUGAUAUGUUUGGCGUGUUUAAUCAUAUUCCAGAAAAGUCUGAUGCUAGUGUUGUGAUAAAGAUUCCGCCAAUAUUCGAAACUUUAGAAACUGUGGAUGUAAGUGGAGCUCUCAAAAGUUUAUUAAGACACAGAAUAAUGAAUAUAAAAUUGAUUUUUAAAUGGAAUGAACACCGAUGGAGGCCUAAGAACCUCAGCUUAAAAAACAACGAUCUGCUCUAUGUCGACGUUACGGUAGAAACUCCACAGAAUAACGCUUUCAGGUACAUUGACCUUUCCGAAAACAAAAUGGAAUAUAUUUCACCUUCUUGGUUUGCUACAAGCUCGAUGACUAUAACGACCAUUAACUUGUCAGGAAACAGAUUUGAUAUAAUGUUUCGGGAAAACAGUCAAGAGUUUUGCACUUUGUUCCGUAACCUUAUCACUCUUGAAACGCUCAGAAUGUCCAAUAAUAAACUUCAUUCGAUUCCAACAGAUAUGUUUGUAUCAAAUACCAAUCUUCAAUAUUUGGAUUUGUCGAAUAAUAAACUCACCCAGAUUACGUUUAAACUAGAAAUACUGAACUACGGACUGUAUUUAGAUAUGUCGGGAAAUCGGUUUUCGAAUCUUGAUAACAGGUCCCUUGAUCGGCUGAAAAUUAUAGAAACUAUCAUAAAUGGAAACGAAAAGGGAAAUAACAAUGAAAUACAACUGAAAGACAACACAUUUGCCUGCAAAACUUGUGAAAAUAAAGAUUUCGUGGAAUGGGUUUCACAAACAAGGUUGGUUAAUCUGACAACACAGCAGCUAACUUGUAUUACCGAGAAUAGCCAAAAAGAAGAUAUUUCAUUUAAAACAUAUCAACGCUUGAGCAUCUUAUGUGAUUUACAUAGAAGAAAAGUCCGACUUAUUUUAUUAGUAACAAGUAUGUUUGGCUGCAUUGCCAUUGGUGCAUUCACUGGAAUAAACGCAUGCCGCAAACUUUCUAGAGAACGAGCUGAUUUGGUAAAACUACAAACACGGAUAAAACAGAUUAAAAAAAACAAAUAUUCAAAACAAUAUUUGGUCUUUCUAUCAUAUUCCAACAAAGAUGAAGAGUUCAUAAACAAUAAUUUAGUUCAUGGUUUAAAAAAGGCACUUUCCACAUAUAUUGGAACAAAUAGAGAGCUUAUUUGUCGAGGGGACCAACAUUUUAGGAUUGGCCGUUACAUUUUCAACGAAAUCGAGAGAUUACUUGGCGAGUGUAGCGCGAUGCUUGUAUUUGUAACAGAGGACUACUGCAGAAGUGAGUUUUGUAAAACAGAAUUUAAAUUUGCAACGGCGAUGAGGAUUCCUGUAAUUUUGAUGUUUAGAGAUGAAGUAGCUGUUGACUCAAUGCCAGCUGAAAUGCGAAUGCUUUUUGACACAUUGACCAGGAUUUUAUGGACGGAAACUGCUGAAGGUUUUAUUAUUAAGACCUCAUGGGAAAAUGUAUGUAGAUCGUUAGUCCUUGCAAUGAAAUAGAAUAACAUUUGAUAUGCAAAAUUAUGAAACUCCUGUUCUACACAUCGCAAUGUCACUGACAGGUUUAACGAAUGUGAAACAAAAUAAUGUUUGUAUUUUCUCCUUCCUGUGUAAGCCAAACGAUAAAAUAUUUAAAAAAGCAUUUCACUGUUUCCUUCACGAAUUCAUUGUCAAACGUGUUUUACAACUGCAAUUUUACAUUUUUGUUUGUGAUAGUAAAUUAAAUGUUCCGAUGAUUUCAACAUUGAAGGAUAACGUUUUUUGUCGAUAUAUGUAUUGCAAUGUAUUGCAUUCGCUAAAGAUGUUUUGUUUGAAACCUUUACCAGAGUAAUGAGGACGGAGACCGAUGAUUGUCGUGGGCAAACUUCCUUAUAUUUAUAAUAUUGUUUUUCUUGUUGUUUGAUAUAUUCAUGAUAAUUUAUGAUGUGUUAUUCACUGAAUGUUCGUUUGAAGUGCUUCUGUGUUGAAUAGUAGUAUCAUCAAAAAUAGUUUUGUGUAUGAAUAUUUCUUUUCGAUUGAAAAUAAAACCUGUCUGACUUUUAUUUGAAAUGACUGAAUUGGCGAAAUAAUCAGUUUAAUGAUUAAAACAAAACUAGUUCAUGUUUCUUCA